Letharia columbiana is the source of this 669-nucleotide messenger RNA. RefSeq lists its product as uncharacterized. Bases 1 to 669 code for a protein of 222 amino acids. NCBI's taxonomy places the organism in Eukaryota, Fungi, Ascomycota, Lecanoromycetes, Lecanorales, Parmeliaceae. The record is from RefSeq and is a predicted model, not a curated record. The transcript has 2 exons.
AUGCCGCGUGGUCGUGCUCGUCACCAAAUUUGGGCUAGCGACCAGCUUAGAGUCCUAGAAAAGCUCUACGAAGAAAGCUAUCGAUUCGUCAUCCAGAAAGUACCCUCCUCCUACAAUCGUCCUCGAGGACUGAAAGAUACCACCUGCCGCCACUCUGAUUGUCCGAACAAGGUCACGCCUCCUGGCUCAUACCGUGCGAGCUUCGAAAAGGUUGGAGACUGUGAUCCAGCGAGCAACGUCAUUGGCUAUGAGGCCAUCGAUUCUCUCAAAAAUGUCAGGAAAGCCGAGAAAGGCUCUCAAGGCAGACGUGGACUCGGUGCUAGCGGACAAGAAUGGUGGUGUUUGAAGUGCCUGGAGGCUCUCUUUGUUGAUCUUCGCCAGCACGUUUGGAAGCACAAGCCAGAUGGCUCAACACUCUACGUUCAUCCCCUUGCCUCUGUCCAGUACUGGAUCAUACCUGAAAGGCGGACAAUACCACAGUACGGCGGUAUUUACUACACUCUCCAAUCCUCACAAAUGCACCUCCUCGCAAAGUGGCAAGGAGUGAAGACCUUUGACGAACUCUAUGACCGCCCAGCCGAAGGCCAUUCGAUCUUCCAGAAGACCCGGCAGACGGACCAUUUACCCUGUAUUUGGGCCGUGAUGAAGAAUCUUUCUAUCUUGAUAUAG